UUUGCAAGGCGGUAUUAUUUGGCUUGCUGGUUGCACGACUGCUCUCGGCGAUUGGCCAUAUUUUCUCGUUCUCUGCAAUCUGCCUCAACUUCGAUUUCAUUACCUGAUAAUUUGCCAUGUGGAUCCAUGCCACAGACAUCUCCUACAUUCUCCAUACAUCAACCUGGAAUAGUUUGGCUAGAAUUGCGCCGUCUCCAGCUCAUAGCUGAAUUAGCUGCUACUAACCAGUCAGCUAGCAGCACUAGCGGAGUGACCUCACUUUGGCCAUUUGCCGGACGACGCCUAUCACCUGCUUGUCUGCUAGCCCUAACUGCGCCAGCACAUGGACGCCGCAACGGACCGGCUGGUCCUACGUCUUUGCAAACAAAUGCUGCUAUUGCUGAAGGCCGAGGCGCUCUGGCUAGUCCUCUUGGGCCAUCUGGAUGGACGGGCGGCUUGUUGCUAAUAGCGGCUAUUCGGCCAGCGGCUGCGGCUGCUGCUGCUUUAUCUAGCCUCCCUGAUGCCGUGGGAUUCAGUAAUAGUCGGUUAAUCAUUCGUUCCUUUUGUCACUCUGAAGCUCGUCUAGUUCGGACUUGUCGGCAGUUUGCUUUGGCAGCAUUAGCAAGCCGGUGUUUACCAUAUAGGUUUCGCUGUCGCCUUACAGACAGGGCAUAUCGGGCAGCGACCUUUUUGGCAAUGUGCCAUGUUAUUGUUCCUAGUUUUGAUGUGCUCCUUAGCAAUAUUUUUCGGCUUCUUGGUGAGCCUUCUGUGCCUAUUCGCACCAAGGCAUUACGCUGUCUUGGCAAAAUCAUGGAAUCGAAUCACGAUAUAUUCCUCUCGUAUCAUGGAUCUGGACCUCUUUUAGGAGGGCAUGAAGUAGUUGGAGAGAGCUCCGAAUCUAACAUGCGCUAU
Protopolystoma xenopodis is the source of this 891-nucleotide messenger RNA. NCBI's taxonomy places the organism in Eukaryota, Metazoa, Platyhelminthes, Monogenea, Polystomatidea, Polystomatidae. The record is from the annotation of a GenBank genome assembly.